CUGGCAAAAAGUAGAUUGAUAUUAACACAGAAAUACUUAAAAUGUACAUUUGUAAGACAUAUCUUGAGUAUUACAUAGAAAUAUCGCAAAAACUCUGUUCAACGCUGUUAAAACGUUGUAAAGCGAUAUAAUGUUUGUUUUACGUGCAUCGUUUCAUUCAGGACUGAAGGAAAAACGACCAACAGGUGUGUCUGUUUCUCCUCCCGGCUUCCGUCAGUCGGACCCAGCUCUUCUCGCCUGACUGGCAGACCAGACACGGCUCAGGUGGGACCCAGCUGACGUGCACGCGCGUACACGCACACCUGCAUCUGAAGGGCCUGACUGACUGAAAUCCCUGAAAUCCUGCUGAAGUUCCAGGAGAGAGGGAGAGAGAGAGAGAGAGAGCGGGAGGCGGAGGGAUCUCACAUGCAGGCGCUGCGGUUCCAGCCAGGCUGACGCCGCUGAGGCUGUGUGGCGCUCGGCUGGAGGAGCGGAGGCUCCGGGGCUCGUCAAACCUGCGUCAAGUUUCACGUAGGGUUAAAGAACGAACCCGGAUACGAGUUUGACUGCGCCUUCACAAUAAAAGCGGAGACUUUAGUAUCCCAAAUAGGGGAGAGUGGGGUAAGUUGAGCCACCCUCUGUUACUUGGAAAUGGUAAAAGAAAUUGAUCAUGUGACCAAAUACUUAGGAGAUGGGCAUCAAUUCAUGAUUCAUGAUCAUUCAAUUAUUCGGUCCUGGUGUGUCAGUACCAUAGACUGUCUAUAGAAUGGACAGCGUCUGCCUCCUCGCUGGGUGAAGCCACUCCGAGAACAGCACCCUCUGUUGGUGGGCUGCAGUAUAGGUCAUAAAUCCCGCCUCCGCCAGCGAAGCUUAUGGAGCUGUGGACAAUCUUUAGAAAUUUAUUACACAGAACACAAUUUUUUCUCCCCCCUGGUUGUGAUGUUGACAUGUAGUUGCUGUCAGACUGGUUUGUGCUCAAGUCCUUUUUUUCUGUGCAGCAACGUUUUUUAAAGUUAUUAGGGGGGUUCAUGUUUUCUAUGAUUGACACCUGAUACAGCCUAUGGGCGUUCAGGGAUGGCGUAGCUCUCCCGGGGGAUACGCUUUUUGAGCCGAGCGUCAUCACAGUGACUCUCGGCGACUGCGCAGCCGAAUGCGCGCAUCGCCACUGCGCAGCACUGGUUUCAGGAAAUGAAGAAAAGUCCCGGAAAUACCGAGAGCUUUUUGGCUUCAAAUCUGUAUACAGACGGUAGGCGGAACCAAGUUGUCCAGAGUAUAUACAGUCAAUGGUCAGUACCUUAAGAAUGACAAUUUGGCAGGAAAUUUUCUUGGGGAUGACACCUUGCGUCGCAUACGUUUUCCAAACGCUUUAUUUUGAAGCUCAAAACCGGAUGCAGUCUGUAUCGACUCCGACUCUACACCUCAGCGCCAACACACGCUCGCAGACACAACUCACACGCAUACAAAUAGACACACACCUUCGGUAAUUCAGUGAGCUGGCUUGAAACUCCACAGACACGCACGAGACUGUCUGCGAUGCACUUGUUAUGACCACAGAGGUGAGAAAAUAAGCACUUUUUACUCCCAGAAAUUUCUAUCUUUUUGUGUCUAAUGCUAGGGGUGGAUUUAUAGCUGUAUUUAUUAAACAAUUUCAGGAAGUUGUUUCAUUCUCGUAAAAUCAAGCCGAAUGCGGGUUUUGGGAACUUUUUAGGCGCAGUCUAUUUAUUUCACCGCUUAAAUAUAGUCAUGUACGAGUUUAGUUCAUCAGGAUGCAGCCUCAUUAUAAACACCAUGGAAACCAUAGAAUUAUCAAUUAAUGGAUCUACUUAACAAACCUAAACUUAAUGUCUCUUAAAAGUAACAAGAGUGCGCUAAAUGUCGUUGUCUGACAUUUUUUCACUCAUGUUUACAUCGACAUGUUGUUACAUGAAGAAGAUAAAGAUUGAAAUGAUAAGUUUGUGGUGACACACCGUUUCUCUUCGUGGUUUGUAUUGACGGGUUUGAGCACAGCCCGGGUUUUGUAUGGGCUCAAUGACUCGCAGUUGUAGUAGUAAAAGGAAGCUGGCGUGUUUACUUUUUUGGGCAGGGGUGUCCUGGUGAUAAAGUAUUAGGUAAUUAGCCUAUCUGAGUCUGCAGACUGGGUGACGCCAGUCUCCAUAAUAAAGCAGCAGCAGCAGCAGCGGUGGACUGAUGCCGCAUUGAGCUCGUGCGCGUUUGCUGUCAUUGUAAACCUCAGCUGUCUGCUCGUGUGCGGGAAACCGGGGUCGUCCGCGUGGGACAGAAUUAGGCAUGCUGAUUCACUCUACUUUUGACAUGUCUGUAUUGUUGAAGACAUCUGAUUUUAUAUUGACUUGUUGUGGAGCUACUGUAGAAUUAAAGGACAGAAUCAGACACGUGGGCAUUUUUCUCCUCAAACUACUUCCAGUAUAUUCCACUUUAAUUUUCUAUCAUGUCACGUUCAUCCACGUGAGUUAAAGGAGGUAAAGCACUAAAACUUAAUAGAUUCUGACUUGGUUGAAUUUAUAUAAAAAAGGAAACAUUCUGUUUUAGUGCUGCAGCUAUGCCUAUUACAUGUCACCCAGUAAUGACCAGGACCACUUUGAUGUGGUGAAGUCACAUUUUACUGUUUUUUAAUCCAACACCUUGUUUUGAGAACAGCAGAAUAAGACAGGCAGCUCUCUCUCUCUCUCUCUCUCUCUCUCUCCUGCUGUCUGCUUCCCUCUCUCCCUCCCUCCCUCCCUCUCCCCCUCCUGUCCUGUGAUGUGUUCUGGCCAGACAGUAUGGCUCCUGGGCGUCAGUGGCAUGAUCAUAGAAACAGAGGCCAGAGAGGACAUUCCUCAUUGUUGGUGAAUCUAGAAAUGAGCUCUGCCAUCUUGCUGAGCUCUUUCAGAGACACUUUUGUGACUCUUUAUUUUCUCCAUAGAAAAUAAUACCUUGGUAGUUGAAAGUUAUCAGUAUCCCUCUGACUAUUAUGAUAGAAAUCCACUCCCCAUGCCAGGAUUGUGAGGUAUGAGAAGGUUUUGUUUUGUUUAUUGUUCUGUUUAACUCCAGACCAGCUUAUCAUUUUAUCAACUAUGACUUAAUUCCCUGUAAAAUUGAAUCUUUGAAGUAUCCUUUGUUCUCAAACGAUGAAGUCUUUUCCUCUCCUCCUGCUUCAGCAAAAUUAGCAGCUAAUACUAUCUCUCACUUCUCUUGCCAGAUGAUUGAAACUUGACCUGGAUAUCCGACUGUGCGAGGAAUAACCUUCCCAGCAGGAGGCUUUGAAUCCUGAGCUGUCAGAUCUAACCUGUGCCAACACUGAGAGGAGAGACUUAAAAGGGUUUACUGAACAAAUGCUACGAAACUGUACCUAACAGCACUAAACCAAAGUACCAGGGUUCAAGUACACCACCAGUGCAGCCAGGAAGUACCAGAGGAGUACAACAAAAACAAACUCUGUUUACACAGACUCGUCACACUGCUUCUUUUAUCCUACCUCUGCCCUGGCUUCUCAUUAUCAGUCUCCACGCUUCGGCCCUCGAGGGAACUUUUACCCCCUUUAACAGCAGCAUCCAUCAGCUCAUCACGCCGCCCAUUUAUCCAUCUCAUAAUGAACUCGUCUGCCUCCAUUACCUCCCUCUUCUCCUUCACCAGUCCAGCUGUGAAGCGCCUUCUGGGCUGGAAACAAGGAGACGAGGAGGAAAAGUGGGCAGAAAAGGCGGUUGACUCUCUGGUGAAGAAACUAAAGAAGAAGAAAGGGGCGAUGGAGGAGCUGGAGAGAGCCCUCAGCUGCCCUGGACAACCAAGUGAGUAUGACACUGUCCAAGAUAAUGUAAUAACACUGUGCAGUCAUUUCCAGUGACAAGAUUGUAGGGCUACACUGAGCGACUUUAGAAAGUUCGUACAAUAAACACAAUCUGUGCAGCCGUACUGAGGGCUUUAUUGUAUAUUUCUCUGUUAGGUAAGUGUGUAACGAUUCCUCGCUCGCUGGACGGGAGGCUGCAGGUGUCACACAGGAAGGGUCUGCCUCAUGUGAUCUACUGCAGGGUGUGGCGCUGGCCUGACCUGCAGUCUCACCACGAGCUGAAAGCCCUGGAGUGCUGCGAGUUUCCCUUCGGCUCCAAGCAGAAGGACAUCUGUGUCAACCCGUACCACUACAGACGCGUAGAGACUCCAGGUACAAAUGUAAUCAGGGAACAUCUUCUGAAUUAGCUGUAAAAAAAAUGAGGUUAUUGUUGGACUUUAAUAUCAUAAUGGUAAAGCCUUUGUGAGCUGCAGGACAUCUGAUCUAAUGCAGUGUUCCUGAGUCAAAGGAUUGUCAGUAAUAUGAUCUUUUCCAGUAGCAUCUGGUUCUGGCUCUGUCUUUGUCUACCUUUGUCUUCUCUUUUUUUUUUGUCCGCUCUCAGUGCUGCCACCUGUUCUGGUCCCUCGUCACAGCGAGUUCAACCCUCAACACAGUCUGCUGGCCAAGUUUAGGAACGCCUCCCUUCACAACGAGCCUCUCAUGCCCCAGAACGCUACCUACCCGGACUCCUUCCCUCCGCUGCCCUGCUCCUCCUUCUCCUCCUCCUCCCCUUCCUCCUCCCUCACCCAGUCUCCCACCUCACAGAGUUACCCCAACUCCCCCAACAGCUCUGCAGAGCCUGGUAGUCCUUAUCACAUCGCAGGUAGGAAUCGAAGAGAGCAGGCUGAUACUUCUAUUAUUGUUGGGCUAUAUUACAAGAGGAACUAGAGAAGCACUCGGAGAGCGCAGACCUCCGCCAAGCAGCUCAUGUCCCCCCCUUAUAUUGUGAUUCACACCAAAACUUUUAGUGUUACUUGUCUUUUAUUAACUUUAAUUUGUGUUUAAACUGGUGUGUUCACUGUUCAUAAUGUUCCUAAAACAACAAAGCUCAUAUUAGAUACAUAAAUGCAUGAUUUAUUAUGCAAUAUUUGUAAGCGUACACUUCCUUGUAUCUUCAUUGGUUAUCUUUCAGCAUUGAAAAUUCCAACGACGCCCUUAUUUUUGUGUGUUCAGGAUCAACCUUUGACACCUCAUAAAACUCAUUGAGAUCCUUUUGUGUAAUUUUUCACUGAAGACUCUGGCCAUUUUUAUGGAGUUAAAAGCAAAAAUUCCAAAAUUUGCCCUAUCUCACAAUGAUAAAGAAUCCUUCAAAAAAUUCCUGGAUCCAGAAGGCGAUCUGGAUCUCCACCAAAAUGUAAUGGGAUCCUCCUGGGGCUGAGACGCACCUCUGGUGAAAAUUUUAGGUCAAUCCGUCUGUAACUUUCUUCGUAAAGUUGCCAACAGACAAACAAACAAACAAACGCUACCAAAAACAUAAUCUCCUUGGCGGAGGUAAUUACAGAAAAAUCCUGCAGCUGUCACAGAGAAAAGCACCAUUUUAUAUUUAGGGUUAGAGUAAAAUGUUUCUCUAUGCUCCAAAUCAAACAAAACCAGAAACACAUUGCACACAUUGCCUGCAUAUUCCAUCCGUUAUAUAAUAUGAUGUGCUUUUUCCAGCUGAGACCCCCCCUCCUCCAUACAGCAUGAUGGAGACAAGCCCACAAGAAGACGUGAAGCCCACCAACUCAACAGAAAACAUCAAACUCACAUUUUCUGCCCCACACAGAGGUAACUAGACUUUACACCUGAUGCAGACGGUAGAAUCGCGAGUUAAUAUUUGACAAUAAAGACUAAAUCUGAUUACACUGCUCUUAUAGAGGCAACAUCAAUUUUGAAAAUAUACAUUAGCCCAGUUAAUGUGAUUCUAUCAGGUAUGAUUUUUAGUGCCAUUUUGUUGAAAGAGAAAUACAAUAGUAAGGUUAGGACAGAUAUUAUAACAUUUAAGAACGAAAAAUAUGCACAGCAGUAGAUGAUAGAAAAAAAGAGGCUAGAUUUGGGUGAGAAGUGAGCCACAAUAAACACCCAGCUCUCCCACAGAAGAGUUUACAGAGAACCACAGAGGAGGAAAAUGAAGAAAGGGGGACUCUUAACCACAACACUUUUACACUGUGCAGUUAAGUCCAUAUUGGUUAACCAUAAACACAAAAUAACACUAGAUAAAGAUACAUAAGACCCUGAUACAUGUGUGGUAUUACUGUGUUAACAGGUAAGAGGUUAGAUAAUGUAAUAUGUUUUAAAUGCACCUUUUUCUAUAUACUUGGUUAGAUUUACGGCCAGUAUGUUACGAGGAACCGGAGCACUGGUGUUCCAUAGCGUACUACGAGCUCAACAACCGGGUGGGCGAGACUUUCCACGCGUCGUCCCGCAGCGUCUUGGUGGACGGUUUCACAGACCCGUCCAACAACAAGAACCGCUUUUGCCUUGGCCUGCUGUCCAACGUGAACCGCAACUCCACCAUCGAACACACACGCAGGCACAUAGGCAAAGGUAGGUUGAUGACAGAGACAGAUCAGAACAGACUGUUUUUUUGAGGUUUCCAGUAUGAAUUUCUCUUUUCAUGCAAUUAGUGCAAGUUUUCUCUCUUGAACCUCUUUCAUUUCAAAGAUUUCCAUUGUGUGUGUAGAUCUCAGUGAACAAAGAAAUCACCUCAGGCUUCCCACAGAGCUGUCGUUUGUGUGAUAAACACCUCAGGUCACAUUUUAUCCUCUCAUGAUACAGCAGUUUAAAGAGCCUGUCUUUGUUACUUAGACAUGUGGCUUUGAAUGAGUGGAGCAAAGUCUUGUUGGUUGUGGUUUUUCUCUGUCAGAAUAUGAGAAAACACUGUUUUCAGGAACGUACAAAGCAGCCAUUGAACAAAUCUUCGAUUGCAAGUUUUCGUGAAUGGAUAAAGUCUUUUUCUGUGGUCUGGAUUGUCAGAGUGGACACUUUUUAUGGUCAAAUAAAAGUACACUUCAGAGGUGAGGAAGGCUGGUAAAAAUAGAAGUACUGAUUUAACAAUAUAUUGAAGCAAGAGUGGAAAAUAACAAGCUCUGAAAUGGCUAAAAAGGUAAAACUGGUCCUCUUGUUGUAUCGGGAAAGUAACUCCACAAAACUAUUACCUGUGAAAAUAAUGAGUGAUGACUUCGCCCCUCAGUGAAAGUCAGCAGAAAGAUGAAUGUGUUGAUUCCCUCUGUCUCCCCGCUGUUUAAAGAUCUCACUUUCACUAAAGGAACCAUCUCUGUUUUUAACUUUUCCUCUCUUGUCUUAUCUCAUUCAUGUGAUUCUGUUCAUCUCCCAUCUGUUUAGUGUGAUAUGCGCUGGUCUUGGAUAAAUUCAUUACACACUUGAAGUUCUGUUUAUGUUCAGGGACAAGUUAUUCGCACUUGAUGACUUCCCAGCUUUUGUUAAGAUCUUUGUAAUGCUGUAUUCCAAUUUCAUCACAUUGAAGACUCGUGCAGUUUGACAAAAAUUGAACAAAAUCCAUCUUUUUUUUUAACUUGAUUAGACAAACUGAUCUUCUCUUACCUCUUCUCAGGUUUACACCUGUACUAUGUUGGCGGUGAGGUGUACGCCGAAUGUCUGAGUGACAGCAGUAUUUUCGUCCAGAGCCGUAACUGUAACUUCCAGCAUGGCUUCCACGCUACCACCGUCUGUAAGAUCCCCAGUGGUUGCAGCCUGAAGAUAUUCAACAACCAGUUGUUUGCUCAGCUCCUCGCCCAGUCUGUUAACCACGGCUUUGAGGUUGUGUACGAGCUCACCAAGAUGUGCACCAUCCGUAUGAGCUUUGUUAAGGUAGGUGUACAUUAUAUUCAAGUUGGAGUUUUUAUCCUUGUGCUCUUAUUUCUUUUCGAUACAUAUCCACCCGGAAAUGUCCGACUGUAACUUCAGAUGUUAUUAAAAGCUCAGUUCUGCUCUGUCAAGUUGUAUUUUGGAAUUUGAUUACUCUUAGCAUUUGUUGACGUGAAUGAUACCCGGUGUUGUCUACCAUUAGAGAUGAUACUCUGCAUACCUUGGUGUAACAAGUGGUUAUUUGACUUAAUCUUACCUCUCUAUCAUCUCAAACCAGUCUGCCUUCCUCUGACUUCUAACAUAACAAGGCAUUUAUGUCCACACAACUGCACAAAAGGUGGUUGUGCAUUAAGAUCCCAGUAGAUCGGUGGUUCCUGAAAUACUCAGACCAACCCGUAUGUCACCAACAACCAUGCCACAUUCGAAGUCUCCUUCUCCAUUUCUGAUGUUCAGUUUGAACUUAAGCAGGUCGUCUUGACCAGGUCUACAUGCCUAAAUGUAUUAAGUUGCUCCCAUAAGCUGCUUUUGUGAGUAAGAAAUUGAACAGAUGUACCUAAUAAAAUGGCCAGUGAGUAUAUGGAAUAACAGGUGGAAUAACAUUCAUUAUUAACUCUGGUACACUCACAUGGCAGCCACUUUUUUAACGGUCAUGCUAUUAAUGGAGAUCAAGUAAUGUCAAAAUAUCAAGCUGCUGUUUACCCGGUUUUAAGCCAUUUCAGUGCAGGAAAGCCAAAAAGAGAGAUGUAACCAUUUACCAUAGAGUGAACAGUUAAAAUACCAUGAGACUAUUGACUGUAUAUGUGUUGAUGUCUCCCAGAAAACACAAAAAGGGCAUUUAAUUAUCGACAAAAUAUCAAAGAUCAGCUAAGUAAGUCUGGAUCAGAACGGAUUCUUUUGUAAGUUUGAAGCAAACACUCGUAGUUAUGGAAAUAUUUACGUCCCGGCUGGUGAUCUGACAGGUGGUCUGUCUACAGGAGGAUUAUUGGACCAUUUAACAAGAAAAACUGACAACCUGCCAACUACCAUCACACAACAGUGAUGCCAAUCAUGAUCUGACACUACAGUCAGCCAGCAGCUUUUAGUGUUUAUUAUUAUAUAGUGAGGCACUAUCAAAUGGUAAUUUUAUCAUUCACCUUGUUUCUUGCUAUUUUAAGUAGAAGCUAAUUAAUCACCAGUCAUUCUGUUUUAUAAUCCAAAACACAUCAGCUAUGUCAGCUUCUUACUCUAAUGUGUCCUCUUGUUCUUUCUGCCUGUAUUGUGUCCUCUCCUCAGGGCUGGGGUGCUGAAUACCACCGUCAAGAUGUAACCAGCACCCCCUGCUGGAUUGAGGUGCACCUUCACGGGCCCCUGCAAUGGCUGGACAAAGUCCUCACACAAAUGGGCUCCCCUCACAACCCCAUUUCUUCAGUGUCGUAACAUGAACUCCUUCAUCGGGGAGGUGGAGAUGUUCUGUAUCUUCUGCUACAUCCAGUUUUGUCCUGUGGUCCCAUUUUGACUCCUUUAACUAAAUUAAGAAAACGCCCAUGAGCAGCUCCUUUGUCACUGACGUUUCACGUGAUAGACUGAAUUUGAUGCAGGUUAUUUAAAGCUUACGGAGUAGAAUGAUCAAUGUUCCUUAGUUCAGUCAGACAGUCAUUACGCAUUUCUCUGUUCUAUUCAUUGGGAUCUGAUCUGCACUCCAAGACCUGAAACAGUGGGAUACAUCUAUAGGUACCCAAAAACAGCUUUAUUUUAUGUUGUAAAUGUUGAUAUGAUAGAAUGUACUGUAUUUACAUGUGAUGAAUUGUUGUACUGGUUGCUUUUUAUUUGUUUGAUUACAGUUGUUUUUCCCUAAGAAACCUUUUUUUCUCACAUCUAAGAACAAAACAUAAGGUUGAAAUAUACAAAAACAAUCAGACAGCGUCAGUAUUAGCGUCAUAAUUUUACUCUCCACAGUGGGUAAAAUACACUUCAACUCAAAAACACACAAAUAACACACAGUACUUCACAGCACAAAAGCUCAUCAUGACCUUUAUCCAUCACAACAAACCCAAUUUGUCACUUUCUCUGUUUGUGCAAGAGUGUCAGACUCUUCUGUAAGAUACAAAAAGGACUUGAUGAGAGGUUACCAACAUGCACAACACGAUUGUCACAUGUAACAACAUUAAAAGAGGAAACGGUGGUGGGAGCACUCAAGAGAAAUUACAGAUUUCAUACGGAGUACUUAAAGUAAAAGACAAGAAUUAAUGAGUUUAUAUCAGGGAUUACAAUCUCAACUUCUGGACUGAAGCAGAUCCAAGCAAUUUGUCCAUGAUCAAAAUUGGCAAAUUGAGCUAAUCUUUGUACUCCACUUACUCAAGCAAAUCACAAAUGUACGGUAUGCACAUUAGCAGCCCUGUGGCAAAAACAGCAGUUUUUAGACAGUCCAACGACCAUUUACAAAAAGGGACAAUCCAAAAACUUGUACGAAGUAACUGGUGGAGAAGGCAGUCAAGGUUUUGUCUCCCUUCUGAUGAGACCUGAAGAAGAUUGUGAGUGCAGAGCCUGCAUCACUGUUGGUUUGAUCCAAUAACAGCUCUGUAUUCCUCACCAAGAGCAGACCACUGACCAGGGAAGCAAAGAUGAUAGAAAGCACUUAGGGAGAGACCUUAAUGACACUAGAGGGUGAGAUGAGCCACUGUAGCCUCUACAUUCAUGGAUCUCAGAUACAAGGACAACCAAGUAAUGUACCUUUUGAAUGCUAUUAUCAUUUUGUGUCGCUUCAUAAAUAAUCAAUAAUCAUAAUUUGAAUGUUAACAAAACAGUGUACACCGUUAUUCUCCAGGCAAACAUGAAUAUUGGCUCUGGACUCCAUAUCAAAAAAACCUGAUCAGGAUCGGGGACUAAAAAAAAAGCUGACAGUGAUAUCCUUAGUUCAGCAACUACAAAGUAAAUAAGAACCAAAAGGAGAGCUUGUAUUAAAAACAGCACUAGCCAUGGUUUCAUUGGAUGGUUAAUCUGCUAUUUCAGAAUUUUCCAUCUUCUCAAGGGCUUAGAUCAGUUCACUUCCCUUCAGUCCGCUAGUUUCACCACACCUUUAAUAUUUCAGCCAUGAAGUUCAACUCGGUUCCAGUAUUAGAUAUUAAUGCAUCAAGUGCUUCUUCAGUGCAUUCCAUUCAAACACUCGCAACCCUUGAGAAGAGCAACAUCUGCUUUCAUGUCACAGUCUCCAAACUCAUGAAAAAGCUGGUAGAUUUGUUGAAAAUAAAUCGCUAGGGGAGGUUUGAAAAGUCGUUAGGUUGGCAACACCGUCUUCACCAACAGUUUCCUGGACCUGCCAGCGUCAGCAGCCCUGAAACUGCUGCUGUGAUUGGCUGCGGCUCUGUGCAGCGAGGAGUUGCUGCUGCUGCUGCAGGAAGCUGAUCACCUCUGGACUUCUCAGUAGAGACUGAAGGGAGAAAAAAAAAGACAUUCAGAUUUUCUAUAAUUUAAUUUCACGCCUUUUAUUAUUAGUGCAAAAUUCCCUCUGCCAAAAAUGUCUCAAAAUAAUUAAAACUAUUUAUCUUUUUGGUGGUCUUCUUGGUGGGGGGACCUUUACUAACACAACAAAUAAGGACAUUAAAAGGAUCAUUAGGAUGCACUUAACUGCAUAAAACUGAGAUGAUGGUACAUGGCCUAAAUAGUUAAAGCCAUUUGGAUCAAGUCACAGAAAGCUCUAUAUAUUGACAUUAGGUCUGACCAUCAUUUUGUUAAUGCUGUCCAUAUAAUUUUAUUCCACCUUAAUACAAAAGAAUAUGUGCAGCUCAAUGUCUAGAUAAAUAAAUCUCAAAAAAAAUAUGUGCAAUUCUGUGAAAUUCAGCAUUUUUAAUCUCAAGUAUUUAGAUUUACCACAAAUUAGGUGGUUGAGCCUCAAAGUGUGCCUGGGCUUUAUAAUCUGUAGAUCUUCAUGACAAAGUUAAAUGCAUUUGGGGGAAAGGUUUAAGCAUUUACAGACUGUCAACAUCAUUCGGAUACACCUGAGCUCUUAGUUGCUCUGAAAGCCUCCUCUCUUUCCUGGAGGUUUAGCUACCUUUAUUAUCCCUGAGGAGCAGUUUGUUUACAGGUAGCAGCACCAAACAGCCAUCACACACACAACAGAAAAGAAAACCAGCACAUUAAAUUGACUGGAAAGACAAUGACAUUGAUAAACAACACAUCAGUUAGGACAAAGGAUUUUUGCAGACUGUCCUGAUUUAUGUUUGAGACAUUUUAUGAGUUUUAGUUUCUCACUCAAAUCCUUUGAAAUCGUGCUUGCAAUUCUGCACAUGUUUUGGUAACACACAUAAACCUUUUUUGUGGAGAAUUAAAAGACUUGGAGAUUC
This is a messenger RNA of Xyrichtys novacula (pearly razorfish), 11925 nucleotides long. NCBI's taxonomy places the organism in Eukaryota, Metazoa, Chordata, Actinopteri, Labriformes, Labridae. The record is from the annotation of a GenBank genome assembly.